Messenger RNA from Annulohypoxylon maeteangense, 1342 nucleotides. RefSeq lists its product as uncharacterized. The transcript is spliced from 2 exons. Bases 231 to 818 code for a protein of 195 amino acids. Lineage: Eukaryota; Fungi; Ascomycota; Sordariomycetes; Xylariales; Hypoxylaceae. The record is from RefSeq and is a predicted model, not a curated record.
ACUCGGGAGCGCCCCAUUGCGUCACAGUGCUGACGCUUACCUUAUGUAUACAUGGUGUAUACAACAGGGAGGCUAUGGUAUUUCGAAAAUGCCAUUCUCAGUCGAGAAAAUAAAAUACAGGAGACCGCCACAGGCACUACUAGUGCUUGCCCAUCUCAUUAAUAAUUUUUAUUCUUUGCCAUAUUAUUCAUGUGAAACGCAGUCAACCACAGGCACCAAUAUUAAACAUCAUGUCAUCAAAUGACGAUAAGGCACCUCAGCAACCCAACGAGGGAGGCGAGACGAGGCAAGAACAACCAGAGCAGACGUCUUCGCAAGCCGGGCAAACACAAGACGAAGUGAAAAGGGAAGAUGAUCAACACUACGACGAAACGAUACAAAAUAACGGAAAACAACGGGAGAAUAUCAAACAAGAAGAGAAUGAGAGUGCAAAUUCCCGAGCUCAAUCUCCGGUGAAAUCCGAGGUGAAGCCUCCACCUCAACCACCUAGGCCGGCGCGUGUCGAAUCACAGAAGCCAAGUCGAUCGCGACGACGCCGCCGCAAUAAUCAACCAUCGUGGAUGGAAGAAGACGACAAAGAGAACGAUUAUGAGAAACAGGUAGCGCCUCGUCCACCGCGCCGGGCCCCAUCCCAGUAUCAACAGCAGCAGCAGAUGCCGAUGCAACAACAGCCAAUGCAGCAAGUCCAACAACAACCCCAGAAGGAUAGUGGUGGAAAGAAUCCGCUCAAGUUGCGGUUGGAUCUCAACCUCGAGAUAGAGGUAACGCUAAAGGCCCGGAUCCACGGUGAUCUGACCUUGGCUCUCUUCGAUACUUAGGGAGAUAAGUCAAUAACUAACAGCCUUGCUUGCCGCUAACAGGGAAGGUCUGUGAGCCUGUAUUAACAUACCACAUGCUAGGUAUGCAAGGGGAGAUGGAUGACAAGUGACGGGGCAGCCGGGACCGGCGGCUUUCAGUGAUAUCCCGUCUCGUAUCCAUUUAGAGACGAGGGUCAUACCUUUGGGUUAGGAUAUUCGGCACGUGAUUGCUCUCUUCCGCAGUUCCGGUACUGUAGAUCAUCUAGAUCCUGAUCGAUAUCGGGCAUGUCAACCGGAUUGAGCAGGACUAAUGCAAAUUACAUAUGUAGCUACUUAAUUGUUUAUAAUUAUAAAAGCGCCUAUGAGGGUCCCAUGCACAGAGGGGGGAGAUAUUUCUAAUUGAUAGGGGGGAACUGGAUAAUACAAUAUUUCGACAAAAAUUUGGCUGUUGUAAACCUAAGAUGCUUUAAAUUCUCCUGGAAUCUUUUGUGAACUGCGGUGCUAGAGACUCCUCAAGUAAGUGAAUUAAUUCUGAGCAUGGGAAG